Messenger RNA from Dujonia railenensis, 1755 nucleotides. Lineage: Eukaryota; Fungi; Ascomycota; Pichiomycetes; Serinales; Debaryomycetaceae. The record is from the annotation of a GenBank genome assembly.
AUGUCGUCGUCAGCUACAGGAGCAGCAUCUGCAUACUUGGACGACUCUACUUCCUGGGACGCUUUAAACUUGGAUGCUCGUUUAUUGCAGGCCAUUGAUCAAUUGGGAUUUUCCAACCCAACUUUGAUCCAGUCCAACGCAAUUCCCUUGGCCUUGGAGGAGAAGAGAGAUAUCAUUGCAAAGGCUUCAACAGGUUCUGGUAAAACUGCUGCUUACUGCAUUCCUAUCAUUCAAAACUUACUAUCUAACGAAAGCACAGUUACCAGUGGCAUCAAUAGCAUUAUCUUAGUACCAACUAGAGAACUUUCCAACCAAGUCACCCAGUUUCUUGAAAAGUUGAUUAUUUAUUGUCAAAAGAGAAUCAAUAUACUUAACUUAUCAUCUAACUUAUCAGACCAGGUAUUGAACUCGUUAUUGAUAAAUAAACCUGAAAUAAUAGUGUCUACUCCUUCCAAGUUAAUUCAGGUAUUGGAGAAGAAUGUUAACAACCAGGACUUGAUUGAUUUACAACACGUUAAGACCUUAUGUAUAGAUGAAGUCGAUUUAGUAUUGUCCUUUGGAUAUUUGGAAGAUUUGCAAAAAUUGGAAUCCUACUUACCUAUAAAGAAGAACUUACAAACCUUCUUAAUGUCGGCCACUAUCAACGAAGACUUGAACGACUUGAAGACUAGAUUUUGUUCUAAACCGGCUAUCUUAAAACUUAACGAUGAAAACGCCAGUCAGAGUCAAUUACACCAGUACUACGCCAAGACUACUGAAUUCGACAAAUUUUUGUUGGCUUACGUUAUAUUUAAAUUGCAUUUAGUGAAGGGGAAAACUUUGGUGUUUGUGAAUAACAUCGAUAGAGGUUACAGAUUGAAGUUGUUCUUGGAACAGUUUGGUAUAAGAUGUUGUAUCUUGAACAGUGAAUUGCCGAUUAAUUCUAGAUUGCACAUUGUUGAAGAGUUUAACAAAAACGUGUACAACUUAUUGAUUGCAACUGACGAUACAAACACACAAGCUAUCGAGAAAGAUGAGGAAGAAGAAGAGGAAGAAGAAAAGUCUGACGCUGAAACAACGACCGCUGAAGAUUCUAAAGGAACUAAAAAGAAAUCAAAAUCAAAGAAGAAUGACAAAGAGUAUGGUGUUUCCAGAGGUGUUGAUUUCCGUAACGUUGCAUGUGUAUUAAAUUUUGAUCUACCAACAACCUCUAAAGCAUACAUUCAUAGAGUAGGUAGAACUGCCAGAGCGGGUAAAUCUGGUAUUGCAUUAUCAUUUGUACUUCCUCUCAAAGAAGUUGGAAAGCAUAAGACUGCUUCACUUUCCACAUCCAAAAAGGAUGAAAAGGUCUUGCACCGUAUUGUCAAGCAACAAUCUAAAAACGGUUUCGAAAUAAAGCCAUAUCAGUUCGAUAUGCAACAAGUGGAGGGGUUCAGAUACAGAGCUGAAGACGCAUUCAGAGCUGUGACCCACACCUCUAUAAGAGAAGCCCGUAUUAAGGAAUUGAAGAGCGAGUUGAUCAAUUCGGAUAAAUUGAAAAGAUUCUUUGAAGAGAAUCCUCAAGAUUUGGUUUCUUUGAGACACGAUAAAGAGUUACAUCCAGCUAGAGUUCAGUCUCAUUUGAAAAGAGUUCCUGACUAUUUGCUUCCAGAAGCAGCUAGACAAGAUACCAAGAAGAUUGGAUUUGUUCCUUUCCACAAAAACAAGGUGUCCAAAAACAGAAAAAGAAAGCCAACUGGAAAGAAGUCAGACCCAUUGAAAUCAUUCAAGAAGUAA